UUCUUUCUAGUGAUAUAUCAAGAUAGAUGAUGCCCUAAAAAAUAAGAGUCAAAAAUAUAUCUCAAAUUCAACACAUUUUUCUACUUCCGGUUUGCCAUUCGUGUCGGCUCGUUUAGCCAAGCGUGUUCAAAAGUUGAAUCAUAAUCUGCACAUGUUGAACAGGUUCAAUGGAGACGCACAAAGAGCACUUGUUUCAUUUAAGGGCCUAAUCUUUGUAUAGACUUGGCAUAUAUAUUAUCUAUCAAGUUAGUGGUAAAGAAAACUAGGUGAAUAAGAAAAAAAUGGAAUGCAAUAGAGAUGAGGCAAUGAGAGCGAAAGAAAUUGCUGAAAUUAAGUUUUCUAGGAAGGAUGUCGAAGGGGCAAAAAAAUUUGCUUUGAAGGCCCAAAGUUUGUAUCCUGAUCUUGAGGGUAUUUCUCGAAUGAUAGCAACUUUGGAUGUAUAUAUUGCUGCUGAAAAUAAAAUAAAUGGUGAAUCAGAUUUCUACGGGAUACUUGGGGUAAACCCAUUGGCUGAUGAUGAUACUGUGAGGAAAAAUUAUCGGAAACUAGCUUUAUUUCUUCACCCUGACAAGAACAAGUCUGUAGGGGCAGAUGGCGCGUUCAAAUAUGUCUCAGAAUCGUGGAGUCUUCUAGCUGAUAGAACUAAACGAUCUGCGUAUGACCAGAGGAGAAAAGUUUAUAAGCAACAUUCCACCCAAAAUGGUGGAGCACCAUCACCGGGGCAGAAUGGCUUUUAUAAUUUCACAACAAGUACAACUACUCGUGUGAAAAGUACGACCAAGGAUAGAGGGACGCCGGGCACGAGUUCUUCCACAGAAAAACAAACGCCGAAGACAUUUUGGACUGUGUGCCAUGGAUGCAAGAUGCAGUAUGAGUAUUUAAGAAUGUAUCUACAUCAAAAUCUUCUGUGUCCGAAUUGCAAUGAACCCUUUCUGGCAAUGGAGACUGCAGCACCAAACACCAAAGUUUCGACUAAAGGUUUUAAAAGUCAAAAAGUAAAAAAUGCAUCUAAUACAGGAAAGCAAAAGUCAACAAAUAAUUCAUCUUUCCAGUGGGGUCCAUUCUCAAAAGCAAGCAAUCCUGCAUCAGAAGCUUAUGCUGCAUCCGUGGUUCAACAAACUUAUGAGAAAGUCAAGAGAGAGAGAGAAGAAGCUCAGGCAGCCAUUAAACGAGAAGAAGCUUUAAGAAGGAAAAAGAAUUCGAAAAGAACCCAUAAUCUUUCAUCCUCUGGUCACUUCAAUUCUGCGAAACGAAAGCAGGAAGAGGUUGACGCCUUGACAGGUAUCUCGAGUAUCGGUAUCCGCACUCAAUUAGUAAAAAAAGCUAGAAACGAAAUCAAGAAGAAGUUGCAUGAAUGGAGUAGCUCAAAAGCUGUGGCUAACUGCAAAAAUGAAAAAGAAAUACGGGAUGACUCCUUAAUUAGAGACUCACCAAAGAAAGCUAUCGAGCCUCUCGUGGUUGAUGUUCAGGAUCCUGAUUUUCAUAAUUUUGACCGGGAAAGAUGUGAAGCAUGUUUUAAAGAAGGCCAGGUCUGGGCUGCAUAUGAUGAUGAUGACGGGAUGCCCCGACAUUAUGCCUUGAUCCGCAAGGUCAGUUCAGUUGACCCUUUUAAGAUAAAGGUAUGUUGGCUAAAUUCCCGUACUGACAACGAAUUGGAUCCGUUUUCUGGAUUCUCAACUGCAUUUGGUGAGUUUAGGACAGGAAAACAUGAGAUUGUUUCUGUACCUAAUUAUUUUUCGCACAAAAUUAACUUUACGAGAUUGGAAAAUGGGAUUUUACAAGUUUACCCAUGGAAAGGAGAUGUUUGGGCCUUAUAUAGAAUGUGGUCUCCUGAAUGGAAUGAAGAAACACCAAAUGAAGUAAAACAUAAAUAUGAAAUCGUUGAAAUUGACGAGUAUGAUGAAGACGUGGGUUUUACGGUUACUCAACUUGUGAAAGUUGCAGGCUUUAAGACGGUUUUUCACAGACAAAUAAAUCCAAAGCUAUCAAGAAUAAUUCCAGAAUCUGAGAUUUGUCGGUUUUCUCAUCAAAUACCUUCACAUUUGUUGACUGGCCAAGAAUCUCACAAUGCUCUAAAGGGUUGUCGUGAGCUAGAUCCUGCAGCCACACCUGACGAACUUCUGAAAAUUAUAGAAGUUGUACAGGAACGAGAAAAUAUACAUGACGACGGUGAUGAUGGUCAUGAUGGUGACGUGUUGGCCAAAGAUUUAGACUUGCCCAGUAAUCAUGUGUCAGCAGUUUUAACAGAUGUUGAGUCAGCAGUUUUGGCAGAUGUUAAGGAAGUAGUGAAUGAAGAACGGUGAACGCUGAUCAGGUAGCACUUUUGGUGGUCCUGAUGUCCUUUUGCUUGAAGUUUGUCGGAUUAGUUAGACUUCCUUGACCGGAGAUUUCAGGUGAUUGAUAGACGCAAAAAUUGUAGCUGAGAGUAGAAGGAACUGAGGAGUGUGCGUUAUGCAGUUGGACAAUGUGCAUAAUAGUUUGUCCAUCGGCUCGUUUAUACUGGAUAUAGUCCAUUUUAGAGUACUUACAUGUUUUAUUUGUCAUUGUUAUUGUGCCUGAGGAACUGUAACAUUGCUAGCUUUGACUUCAUGAUUGGGGGUCAAGAUAUCACAGAUGUAUACAGUGAGAUGGAUGUCUAGGGUUAUAGGUUUAUUUAUUAAUCUUUAAUCAUUGACAUUUAAUUAUUAAUUCUUGCUCCCUUGAUUUCAUGCA
Molecule: messenger RNA, 2712 nt
Organism: Erigeron canadensis
Lineage: Eukaryota; Viridiplantae; Streptophyta; Magnoliopsida; Asterales; Asteraceae
Exons: 3
Coding region: 282-2303 (673 amino acids)
Source: RefSeq, a predicted model, not a curated record